ACUAUACGGAAAUCAGAAUUAGUUGUUGAAUUGAAUGAUAGAAAAAGCAUUGAUAUAUAUAAAAAAGAUUCAUUAGUUCCAAAUUAUGAAGUUGUAAAUGCAGAUGAUGAGGAUUAUAUAUUUUUAGAAAACCUACGAAAAGAAGCCGAAUCUCUAAAUAAAGAUAAUCACCUUUUAAAUGAUUAUUUGUUCCACAAAUACGAAAAUAUACAUGAAGGUAUUCUUGCUUUACAAAAAGAUAUAGAAAAUUUAGAAAAACAGCAUUUAAGGAAGGAGUUUGGAGAAUAUUAA
This is a messenger RNA of Racocetra fulgida, 291 nucleotides long. The record is from the annotation of a GenBank genome assembly. Lineage: Eukaryota; Fungi; Glomeromycota; Glomeromycetes; Diversisporales; Gigasporaceae.